ACAACAACAACAACAACAACAACGAUAACGAGAAUAAAGGUGCCGCGAAGGCACGCGCGAAACAGCUGAUUGGCGGAAAUACACGUCGUCCGAGUCCGAGUCACGGCCGUUUCUAGUCGCAGGGAGUGGACUGACGGUCAUGGCGAGUUUCGUGCUCCGAGUGAAAACCAAAACAGGUCAAAAGGUUGUUUAUGGUCUCACGGCCCACGAUAAAGUAUCGCAGCUGAAGGCGAAGCUCGCCGAACUCACUGGUGUACCAACCGCUGCCCUCCAGGUACUUAUCGGCUUUCCGCCGAAACCUAUCGACCUAAACGCGGCCGACGCCACGAUUGAACGCGCCGGUAUCAUCUCCGGAGACACCCUUAUCGUUGAAGAGAAACAGAUCGUGUUCAAUAGACAUGAGCAGAGACUGGACAAUCUCGGACGGUCGCAUAUCGUUGACCAGGACAACUUUGCUAAUGCUCCAGGUGUCCUUAUGAGGAAGGUUGUACCUGCAGAUAAUUCCUGUCUCUUUACCAGCGUGGGUUACGUCCUGAAUGGAAAAGUGGACACUAGCUGCGCCAGUUUUAUGAGAGAAAUUAUAGCAAAUGCGGUAGCGGCAGACCCGAAUGAAUACUCCGAGGCAUUUCUAGGUAGACCCAAUGUUGAAUAUUGUGAGUGGAUCCUCAAAUCUGACGCUUGGGGUGGCGCCAUAGAGUUGUCGAUUCUGUCUAAGUUUUAUGGUUUGGAGAUAGCGGUAAUCGAUAGCAUUAACGCGAUCAUCAAUAGGUUUGGCGAGGACCAACAUUACGCUCAACGGGUCUUCCUCAUAUUUGAUGGAAUCCAUUAUGACCCUCUCUACUUGGAGCCGCUUGAUGGUGGCAGUAUCCAAACGAUAUUUCCCACCGAGGAUGAGAGAGUGCUUCUAGAAGCCGCUCAACUUGCGAAAGAGGCAAGAUUGAGUCGCCAGUUCACGGAUGUGCAAAAAUUUACCCUGAUGUGUAUUGACUGUAAAGUCAUGCUAAGCGGACAAGCGGCAGCACAGCAGCACGCCAAGGACACCGGUCACAAGAAUUUCGGUGAAGUAGCAGCGUAGCCAUGUAUCAACAGCCCAUAUAUCAUAUAUGAUCUAAUUCUCUGGUGACUCUGGUGACAAGGUAUCCUUGACUUUAAACAGUAUAGAAUGACUUUUGACGGUUAUUUUCUUCGAUUGGAACGUUCGGGGAUCUCUCGAUUUAUCUAUUUAUUCUCAUCGUACGCUAUUAUAAUUUUAAUCAAUUUUAAUUCAAGCGCUUAUUAUAACAAAUUCUUUGUGCAACGGAAUUCAAACGACGGGAAAUUCUGUGCUCGAAGGUACGGAAGUGUGUGUGAUAUUUUUACAAAUUAUAUUCACAAAUUAUUUAUUAUAUAUUCUAGGUAAUCAUUAUAUUUAAUUGACCUUUUUAUUGAUAGUCCGAAUUACGUUUUUAUGCGAUAUAUUGUUAUAUUUGUAUUAGGGCAAAAAAUUGUACUUUCUAGAAAUACUGUUUAGGACUGAAAGAUUGCCGUUUUACAGCUAAAAGUACGAGAGAGCUAAUAUCUUUUUCUACUUGAGCGAGGCGCUUGCAAAUAAUAAUAUCAUUAAGGUAGUUCGAUGAUGAAGGGCCGAAGUCAAAACAAUGUUUAUAAUUUUUUUAUUUUUAUGAUUAUAAAAAAAUAGAAUAACGCAUCGCAAAGCUUCAUAACAACGUAAAAAGACCGUUAGUAAAGAAUUUUUUCGUUGUAGAAUAAUAUUUUGCCUGAAAUAGAUUAAAUAAAGUGUGUGUUAACGCGUCGCUUGACUAGUUUUCAACUUUAAUUAUUAAUUAAAAAAAAACUGUACGGUGGAUCGUGUUCACCUUCAACUAUAGGCUUCCUCACAGUGUCCUCUUUCCAUCGAUAUAUAUUGUUCAGACAUUUUUGGCAAAAGAUUUUUUGCAAACUCGUGUUAUUCAUAGGAAAAUAACCUCUUUUCCUAUUAGAUCAAGUUAAAAUCAUUAAAAUCACCUAAUAAUUUUAAAAUUAAAUAUCUUGAGAACGGGACGGUGAAUUAUCUUUUUUCUAGGCUUAAUCGAUUUAGGAGAGUUCCUUUUUUCGAUAUAAAAAAUAAAACCUAUUACUUUUGGCAAAAGUUGUUCAUUAUCGAACUACCUUAAUGCGAAUUUGUUUAAUGUUAAGGAUUGUUAAUGCACAUAAUACACAAGUUACUGAUUUUGAUUAAACAUCAUUAUCUGCGAUCUCA
This is a messenger RNA of Temnothorax curvispinosus, 2239 nucleotides long. Its product is annotated as ubiquitin thioesterase OTU1-like. Lineage: Eukaryota; Metazoa; Arthropoda; Insecta; Hymenoptera; Formicidae. Gene Ontology annotation, biological process: endoplasmic reticulum unfolded protein response; protein deubiquitination. The transcript has 4 exons. Gene Ontology annotation, cellular component: nucleus; cytosol. The record is from RefSeq and is a predicted model, not a curated record. Bases 140 to 1075 code for a protein of 311 amino acids. Gene Ontology annotation, molecular function: protein binding; cysteine-type deubiquitinase activity.